GGGGCAUCGGCGGACCAGGACCUGAGGGGACUCGACGGGUCACGACGGAGAACACAGGAGAGGGUAUCACGUCAAGGCUAGCCGCCUCCAACUUCGUCAGGGGCAUAGCCACUAGGCUAGCCUCCAUCUCCAACUCAGGAUGGCGAGAAGGAUGGCUCCAAACGCCGCUGAAACUAUUCUCCGCCGUGACCCAACCUGACCCGGACUCCACUGCGCAGCUGCCUAAACAUCCUGUACCAGACCUGGAGCAGACGAUGGGCCGAUACUUAGACAACCUUCGGCCACUGGUAGAUGAGGAAACGUUUGAGGCGACUCGCAGAAUUGUAAACGAAUUCGUAGAACCCGAUGGUCCUGGACCCACAAUCCAGAGGGCGUUGCUGGGGAGAAGAGAAGCCAUGGACAACUGGGCUUACACGUGGUGGCUUAAAGACAUGUACCUUGCAGUCCCCCUUCCCUUACCAAUCAACUCGAACCCAGGAAUGGUAUUUCCACCAAGGCAAUUUAGAGGUUUCUCGGAUAUAGCUCGGUAUGCUGCUAGGAUUACAAUGGGUCUAUCUUCUUACAAGGAGAGGUUGGAUAGGAAGGAGAUCGAAGUGGAGAGGGCAACAUCGCGUGAGAAAGGGCAACCUCUAUGCAUGGCCCAGUACUACCGCCUCAUGACGUCAUACAGGGUCCCGGGGAAUCCGUCUGACAGCCUCAUCAGCACCGAACCCGAUGGUCCGAAUCCCAACCAGCACGUCAUCGUCGCAUGUAGGAACAAAUUUUAUGCGGUCCAUUUAAGAAAGGAUGGUAAGAUCCUUACGGAAGAAGAAGUUGCAGGUCACAUGCUUGCCAUCCUAGAUACAGGGACUGACACUACCGCACCAGCUCUAGGUCUACUAACAUCCACUCAGCGACAUUUCUGGGCAGAAAACAGAGAAUCUUUACUAGGCUAUGAGGAAAACAGAAACAGCUUGGAACUGAUUGAAAACAGUCUAGCCUUGGUAUGUCUUGACCACCAUCCUUUAGGGGAAGAGUUUUGCCGCAAAGAUGGUGUCAACGGCCUGUGUUAUGAACAUUCUACAUCAGAAGCCGUGGCCUUAAUAAAUGUUCUUGAAACAAUUAUUGAUACCUGUAAUAAUAUAAGUUCAAACGAAGUUAUUCCAUGUACGAUAGCUCUUCAAGAACUGACGUGGAUCGCCCCAAAUCAACUAACAAGAGCAAUUAAUGAAGCUGCAAGGUCAAUUGAUAAUUUAAUCGAAGAUUUUGAUUAUUAUGUUUACCAUUUUGAUGGAUACGGCAAAAGGUUUAUCAAAUCCUGCAAAGUUAGUCCUGACGCUUACGUUCAAAUGGCAUUGCAACUGGCCUAUUACAAAUUAUAUGGUAAGCUAACAGCAACAUACGAGAGUGCUUCGACCCGUAGAUUUCGACUAGGAAGGGUAGAUUGUAUCAGGUCAGCAACUUGGGAGGCGUUACAGUGGGCUGAAGAAAAAUUAGCUCUUUUUGAUGCAGCGAUGAAGAAACAAACAGAAAUCAUGGUUGAUAAUAUCAUGGGCCAAGGAAUAGAUAUUCAUCUACUCGGACUUCGGGAACAGGCAAAACUUAUAGGAAGACUUCCAGAUCUCUUCCAGGACAAAUCUUACAAGAUCUUAAAUCACUUUGGAUUGAGUACGAGCCAGGUGGCAACCAAAAUUGGAUUUAUGGGUUACGGACCAGUGGUACCAGAUGGUUACGGGGCUUCAUACAACAUACACGAAGACUCAGUUAUAUUUUGCCUGUCUGCAUUUUAUUCAUCAGAACAAACAAGUACUUCUCGAUUCGCACAAAGUCUUGAAGAAAGUUUUAAUACGAUGCAAACACUUCUUCAAAUUCGAUUGUAAAAAAAAAAAAAAAAAAAAAAAAAAGCGCAUAAAAAUGUAUUGUUUAAUAUUCGUAUGUAGUCUGUAGCACUUUUCUCAGAAUCUUAUAGUUUAGAACCUGACUAAAGACUACUUGUUACUUUUUCUAUAGGAGUACAUAAAUAGUAAUAUAUGAGUAUAUUGCUAAACUAAACAUAUCAUUGUAAGAACUGAAAGUUACCUGUUAAUUUGACCUAGUAAUGUAAGAAUAUUUUAAUUAUACAAAAAAAAAAAAGAAGAUUAUUUAUUUUCAUUGGACUAACAUUUACUUGCUUUGUUAGUAAAUGUGACCAAGAACAAUACAUAUCAUUAAACAUAUCAUUAAAUUUUAAGAUUAGAUAUAAGUCAAGUUUGACAUCUGAGAAACUAAUGCAUAUCAUAAAAAGUGUUAAUAUAUAUUUAUUGAAUAGUAUCUGAUAAGACCAAAGACUAGCUUGUAAAUCUAAGUUACUUUUUUAAUGUGAUUAUUUAAUAAAUUGUAGAAUUAUAUCAAAUGUUUUGUUAAAUAUUCAUGGAUUUUAUUGCGUUGACUUUUGGCAGGUUCCAAGGCAAAUUUUAUUUAUUGUUCAGCAAUUUUAUAAUUAUGUUUUAUUGUUAAUGUUAUAAAUUAUCCCAUGUUUUAUUAGAUAAUGUUAUAUGUUCAUUAUAAAAUUAGAACAUAAAUUAAAAUUAUGUUGUUAAUGUACAGUCAAACCCCCUAAUAUUGAGCUGAAGAUGGAUGAUCUCAGCUAUUGAUAUAACAAUUUUCUUAUAUCAACCUCAAUGAGACAAAGUGAUAUAUCGACAAGAAAAUUUGUCUUCAUUUUCAAGGCAUAAAUGCAUUAAAAUCUAAUGCUUCUCCCUCUGUUCUUUUCUGAUUGUCAGUAUUUUCUUAUAUUAUAGAUAUUUUCAGCUAUGAUCCGAAAGGAAUAAACAAUAGAAGUAAAUUUGUGAUUAAUAGGAUGGAUUCAAAAUAGGGAUGAGACUGGUUUGGGCAAUUCCGAUUAUGCCCAAAAUAUGAAUUAAUUUAUUUUGAUAUUUUUACAAUUGGUUAUUUGAUUUAGUUAUUGCAUAUUUUUAUUGAAUUAAGCACUUAUUGAA
This is a messenger RNA of Nezara viridula (southern green stink bug), 2957 nucleotides long. NCBI's taxonomy places the organism in Eukaryota, Metazoa, Arthropoda, Insecta, Hemiptera, Pentatomidae. The record is from the annotation of a GenBank genome assembly.